Molecule: messenger RNA, 1500 nt
Organism: Microthlaspi erraticum
Lineage: Eukaryota; Viridiplantae; Streptophyta; Magnoliopsida; Brassicales; Brassicaceae
Source: the annotation of a GenBank genome assembly
AUGGAUCUGAUGGUUACCAUUUUGGUGGCUCUCGCUUUAUCAGCUGGGAGAUGCAGCGAUGCUUACACGAGGAACGAUUUUCCCACGGGCUUCGCUUUUGGAUCCGCCAUUUCUGCUUAUCAGUGGGAAGGAGCUGUUGAUCAAGACGGGAAGAAGCCUAGCGUCUGGGACACUUUCGUUCACUCUCGCAACCUAGAUAAUGGGGACAUAACUUGUGAUGGGUAUCACAAGUACAAGGAAGAUGUGCAGCUCAUGGUGGAUACUGGCUUAGAUGCACUCAGGUUUUCCAUCUCUUGGUCUAGGCUUAUACCCAAUGGACGAGGUCCUGUUAACCCAGAAGGUCUACAGUUCUACAAGAACUUCAUCCAAGAACUUGUUAGCCAUGGAACUGAACCACAUGUUACACUGUACCACGAUGAUCAUCCUCAAGAUCUGGAGGAUGAAUAUGGAGGCUGGACCGACCGCAGAAUGAUCCAGGACUUUACUGCUUAUGCAGAUGUUUGCUUCAGAGAGUUUGGGAGCCAGGUCAAAUUCUGGACGACGAUCAACGAGGCUAAUAUAUUCAUUAUUGGAGGUUACGUCGGUGGGGAUACACCGCCUGGUCGUUGCUCUACCUGCUUGACUGGGAACUCUUCCACUGAGCCAUACAUGGUAGCCCAUAAUUUGCUGCUUGCACACGCCUCUGCUUCUCGACUGUAUAGGCAAAAGUACAAGGAUUUGCAAGGAGGUUCUGUAGGCUUUAGCUUCUUUGCAGUAGGAUUCACUCCUCUUGCAAGCUCCAAGGAUGAUCAAGUUGCAAUUGAAAGAUUCAAAGCUUUCUUCUUCGGCUGGAUGCUUGGGCCUCUUACAUAUGGAGACUAUCCGGAAGAAAUGAAAAGAAUCGUUGGAACAAGACUGCCAGUUUUCUCAAAGGAAGAGUCAGAACAAGUGAAAGGCUCUUCUGACUUCAUAGGAGUCAUUCACUAUAUCGCGGCUACAAGCAUCAAACCCCAACCGUCUCUUUCAGGAGACCCCCCUGAUUUCAGCUCAGACUUGGGCGUAUCUGUGAUUUACGCUGGGAAUUUCACGGAUCUCGACUAUGCUGUUGCUCCAUGGGCUAUGGAAGGUGUCCUUGAGUAUAUGAAGCAGACCUAUGGCAAUCCUCCUAUCUACAUUCUAGAGAAUGGUAAACCGCUGAAGCAAGAUUUGGAGCUGCAACAGAAUGACACACCAAGGGUUGAGUUCUUAGAUGCUUACAUUGGUGCUGUGCUCAAAGCCGUUAGGAAUGGAUCAGACACGAGAGGCUUCUUCGUGUGGUCCUUUAUGGAUUUGUACGAGUUACUGAGCGGAUACGAGUACAGUUUUGGAUUGUACUCUGUCAAUUUCAGCGAUCCGCAUCGCAAGAGAUCUCCGAAGCUGUCUGCUCAUUGGUACUCUGCUUUUCUCAAGGGCAACACCACCACAUCUCUUGGCUCCCAAGGCAUCACGCAAUUGCAGAGCAACUUGUCUUCUUCCAUCUAG